AUGCUGAGGUUGGCCCCCGCCGUCAGGCUGCUGAAAGCACCCCUGGGGGGCUGGGUGGUCCCCAAGGCACACAUCUCUGCCAAGCCGGCCAAAACACCCACUUCUCCAACGGAGCAGGCCAUCGGGCUCUCUGUGAUGUUCCUCGGCUUCCUGAUUCCUGCAGGCUGGGUCCUGUACCACCUGGAGAGCUACAAGAAGAGCUCCAUAGCAUGA
This is a messenger RNA of Mesoplodon densirostris (Blainville's beaked whale), 213 nucleotides long. RefSeq names its product cytochrome c oxidase subunit 8B, mitochondrial-like. The record is from RefSeq and is a predicted model, not a curated record. Gene Ontology annotation, cellular component: mitochondrion. NCBI's taxonomy places the organism in Eukaryota, Metazoa, Chordata, Mammalia, Artiodactyla, Ziphiidae. Bases 1 to 213 code for a protein of 70 amino acids. The transcript is spliced from 2 exons. Gene Ontology annotation, biological process: mitochondrial electron transport, cytochrome c to oxygen.